Molecule: messenger RNA, 1122 nt
Organism: Penicillium antarcticum
Lineage: Eukaryota; Fungi; Ascomycota; Eurotiomycetes; Eurotiales; Aspergillaceae
Exons: 5
Coding region: 1-1122 (373 amino acids)
Source: RefSeq, a predicted model, not a curated record
AUGUUGCCCUUGCAUGGUCGCAGUGAGUCGAUCUUUAUCGUGACCACUACUUUUCUGGGAAUCUCUUUUAUUGCGGUUUGCCUACGAUGUUUCGUGCGGCUGAGAAUCGUCAAGGCCUUUGGCUGGGAUGACACGUUUAUGGUGUGCGCCAUGUUGGUGAAUAUCCUUUUUGCCCUAAGCGGUAUCACCGGAGCAUUGUAUGGAAUUGGCCAGAGAACCCCGGUCCUUGUGGAGAGAGGUACAAUGGAAACAGCAAUGUUUUGGUGGUGGCUCGGCCAGACCAGCUAUGUAUGGACAUGCGCACUUGCAAAGAUCUCCAUCGCAUUAGCCCUACUUCGCCUUACAAUCGCCAAGAUGCAUAAACUUGUCCUGUGGGGUGUCAUUUCCGUGACAUGCACUAUCGGCCUGGUGUUUUGGUUCAUGUUGACGUUGCAAUGCCAACCGGUAUCCUUCUUCUGGCAGCAGGUUCGCCUCAAGCUCGACCCUCACGCCAAUGUUUCCGGCACUUGCAUGAGCCUCGACAGCAUUAUCGCCAUUGCCUAUGUUUACAGUGUCACCGCGACACUCUGUGAUCUAACCCUGGGUCUUUUACCUAUCGCGUUGGUCUGGAACUUGCAGAUGAACUGGCGGACCAAGGCUGCCUUGGCUGGUAUUCUUGGAAUGGGUUGCGUUGCAAGCGCAGCAGUCAUCAUUCGCAUUCCCUUCCUGCACGACUACAAGGACGUCGACUUUCUCUACGCAACAGCCCAAAUCUCAAUAUGGUCCAAUGUCGAAGCAAGUCUCGGAAUCGCAGCCGGCAGCCUCGUAACCCUCCGUCCAUUAUUUCGCUGGUUCCGCGACCCCAGCUCCGCCGGCGGCAGCAAAAGCAAAAGCAAGCGCACAGGUGGCAGUGUCCCUCUCUCCAGCAUUAACGCCAUUCGCUCCGACCCGUCUGGGCCGCAAUACUGGCGCCCAGACGUCGAAGACGAAUCGCACGCCGUAGUUACAACGGUCCACACCUCGAACGGGGGUAGCAGGACCAGUAGCACGGAGGACCUGAAUCCGAAACAUAGCGGCACUUUUUUUCAGGGGGUGAAUGUGCAGAAGACGUUUUAUGUUUCCGCUGAUGAUACCUCUCGAUGA